Messenger RNA from Melopsittacus undulatus (budgerigar), 3520 nucleotides. It is a transcript of the gene SREBF1, whose product is annotated as sterol regulatory element binding transcription factor 1. Gene Ontology annotation, biological process: regulation of transcription by RNA polymerase II. Gene Ontology annotation, molecular function: protein dimerization activity; RNA polymerase II cis-regulatory region sequence-specific DNA binding; DNA-binding transcription factor activity, RNA polymerase II-specific. Gene Ontology annotation, cellular component: nucleus. NCBI's taxonomy places the organism in Eukaryota, Metazoa, Chordata, Aves, Psittaciformes, Psittaculidae. The record is from RefSeq and is a predicted model, not a curated record.
CCGGGAUCCGCUCUGGGCACGGUUCGCAACUUGGCGGCUCGUCCCCUUCCUCCCUCUCGGGGCCAUGGCCGUGACGGGCGGGCGGCCCCAUCGCUCCUAGAGCCGGUACCGGAGCCGGUACCGGAGCCGCCGGGAUGAGCGCUCUCGCCUUCGACGACGCGGCCCUGGAGGGGCUGACCCCGUCCCUCGGCCUCUCCGGGGCCAACGACAUCGACACCGCGCUGCUGAGCGACAUCGACGACAUGCUCCAGCUGCUCAACACACCCGACACCGACUUCCCAGGGCUCUUUGACUCCUCCUUCGGUGUUCCCGAUGGUGCCGUGUCCCCGGGACCCCUCAGCACCUUCCUGCCUCCAGGACCCCCCGGCAUGGCUCCAUUCACCCCACAGCCCCCGGCCCCACUGCUCCCGGCCCCGGCUGUGAAGGAGGAGGUGGCAGUGCCCAGCAGCCAGCCCCAACCUGGGGUGAUGCUGACCCCCAACUUCAUCCCCACAUCCAGCAGCCAGUUCAGCCCCCAGCCCGUGGUGGGCUACCAGAGCCAGCACAGCUUCUCCGCCGUGCAGCCCGGAGCUGUGGGGCAGACCCUGGCCAGCCCCCCCCUGCCCACCCCACAGCCUGGCCAGCCCCUGGCAGUGCAGAACGUGGCACCCCAGCAGCUCCUGCCCCCCGCUGCCCCCACGGCCCAGCCCGUCUCACCCCACAUCCAGCCAGUGCCGGUCCUGCUGCAGCCCCAUUUCAUCAAGGCUGACUCCCUGCUGCUGACGGCCGUCAAGACGGAUGCUGGCAGUGCCAAGACCUCCAGCAUCACCUCCUUGGCCACCAGCGCCAGCGGCUCUGCUGCCCCACUGCAGGUGCCGGCGCUGGUGAGCGGAGGGACCAUCCUGGCCACGGUGCCGCUGGUGGUGGACACCGAGAAGCUGCCCAUCAACCGGCUGGCACCGAGUGGGAAGCCGGCACUGGGGCAGAGCCGGGGGGAGAAGCGGACAGCACACAAUGCCAUUGAGAAGCGGUAUCGGUCCUCCAUCAAUGACAAGAUAGUGGAGCUCAAGGACCUGGUGGUGGGCACUGAGGCCAAGCUCAAUAAGUCGGCGAUCCUAAGGAAGGCCAUUGAGUACAUCCGCUUCCUGCAGCAGAGCAACCAGAAGCUGAAGCAGGAGAACCUGUCCCUGAAGAUGGCCAUGCAGAAGAGCAAGUCCCUGAAGGAGCUGGUGUCCUGCAGUGGGGGGGGCAAGGCUGAGGCCCCCAUGGAGGUGGUGAAGGCAGAAGUGAUGGAGAUGCUGACGCCGCCGCCGUCGGAUGCCGGCUCUCCCAACCACAGCAGCGGCACCAGCAGCACCAGCAGCAGCGACUCAGAGCCUGAGAGCCCCCUCUGUGACCAUGACAAGGUGAAGCAGGAGCAGCCCCCCCCAUCACCCAGCAGCCAGGGCAUGCUGGACCGGUCCCGCAUGGCCCUCUGCGCCUUCGUCUUCCUCUGCCUCUCCUUCAACCCCAUGGCCUCCCUCCUGCGGGGCUCUGGGGGGGCCCCGGCCCCGGUGAGGAGCCCAGGUACCGGUGGGUCCAGCAGGAGCAUCAUGGCUGAGGCGGGUGCUGUGGAGGAGCCGUGGGGCUGGGCGCAGUGGCUGUGGCCCACGCUGGCAUUCUGGGCACUGAAUGUGGCUCUGGUGCUGGGGGCUGUGGUGCGGCUGUUUGUGUGCGGGGAGCCGGUGACCCGGCCCCACUCCGAGCCCUCCAUCCUCUUCUGGCGACACCGCAGACAGGCAGACCUCGACCUGGACCGGGGUGACUUCGCUCAGGGCGCUCAGCACCUGCGCACGGCACUGGCAGCCCUGGGCCGGCCACUACCGGCCUCGCACGGGGACCUGGCCUGCAGCCUGCUCUGGACCCUGCUGCGCCACCUCCUGCAGCGCCUCUGGGUGGGCCGCUGGUUGGCCGCCCGCGCCGGCCGCCUGCGCCAGGACCCACCGCCACCGGCACACGUCCGGCAGAGCGCCCGCGAUGCCGCCAUGGCGUACCACCGCCUGCACCAGCUGCACCUGGCCGGGAAGCAGGCAGGGGGGCACCUCCUGGCCAUCAACCUGGCUCUGAGCGCUGUCAACCUGGCUGAGUGCGCCGGGGAUGCUGUAUCCGUGGCUGCCCUGGCUGAGAUCUACGUGGCGGCCGCGCUGAGGGUCAAGGCCAGCCUGCACCGCUGCUUCCACUUCCUGGCGCGCCCCUUCCUCUGCAGCGCCCGGCGCGUGGCUCUGUCCCAUGGUGGGGCCGUGCCCCCCGCCAUGCAGUGGCUCUGCCACCCCUUGGGCCACCGCUUCUUCGUGGAUGGGGACUGGGCUGUUAAGGGUGUUCCAAGGGAGACCAUUUACAGCUCUGCCGGUAACCCAGUGGAUCCGCUGGCGCAGGUGACCCAGCUCUUCCGGGAGCACCUCCUGGAGAAGGCUCUGUGCUGUGUGGCCAUGCCCGAGCCCGGCCGCCCCACUGCACAGGGAGAGGGGCGCUUCUCCGAUGCCCUCGAGUACCUCCAGCUCCUCAAUGGCUGCUCCAACGUCAGUGGCGCAUCCGGCCCCACUCCCUCCAUCAGCUCUGGCUUGGCUGCUGUCACAGGCACCGACCCCGUGUCCAAGUGGUGGGCAUCCCUCAUCGGCACCAUCAUUCACUGGCUGCGGGGGGAUGAGGAGGGCGCCGAGCGCCUGUACCCGCUGGUGGAGACCAUGCCCCGGGCGCUGCAGAGCUCAGAUAAACCCCUGCCCCGCGCUGCCCUGCACUCCUUCCGUGCUGUCCGUGCCAUGCUGAGCAAGCAGGAUGGGAGCCAGCCCAGCCUGAGCCAUUGUGAGAAGGCCAGCGGCUGCCUGCGGGAGAGCCUGGAGAUGGGCACCCCCCCCAAGGCCACCAUUGACAAGGCAGUGCAGCUCCUGCUGUGUGACCUGCUCCUGGUGACCCGCACCAACCUGUGGCAGCAGCAGAUGAGCGCCAGCCAGCAGCGGCCCUGCCUCUACCAGGCGUCCGCCCUGGAGCUGCGCGGCUUCCAGCAGGACCUCAGCAGCCUGCGGCGCCUGGCACAGACCCUGCGCCCUGCCAUGCGCCGGGUGUUCCUGCACGAAGCCACCACUCGCCUCAUGGCCCGUGCCAGCCCCACACGUACCCAUCAGCUGCUGGACCGCAGCCUGCGGAGGAGAGGGGGGCAAGGCAGCAAAGCAGCCGGAGAGCCGGAGAGCCACCCUUCCCCACGGGAGCAUGCCGAGGCCCUGCUCCUUGCCUGCUGCUACCUGCCCCCCAGCUUCCUGUCGGGACCAGGACAACGGGUGGGGAUGCUGGCCGAGGCCGCCCGCACACUGGAGAAACUGGGGGACAAGCGCACCCUGCAUGACUGCCAGCAGAUGAUCAUCAAGCUGGGCAGCGGCACCACCGUCACAUCGGGAUAGAUGGGGAUGGGGGCACAGCAUCCCUGUUGUACCCAUUGUGGGGCUGGGAUGUGGGCACGAGUGUGCCUCAGUUUCCCCAUUCUAUGGGAUCGGGGUUUCAAGGUGAA